Messenger RNA from Loxodonta africana (African savanna elephant), 8825 nucleotides. It is a transcript of the gene CILP, whose product is annotated as cartilage intermediate layer protein. The record is from RefSeq and is a predicted model, not a curated record. The transcript is spliced from 9 exons. Bases 241 to 3912 code for a protein of 1223 amino acids. NCBI's taxonomy places the organism in Eukaryota, Metazoa, Chordata, Mammalia, Proboscidea, Elephantidae.
UUGAGCUUCCUCAUGCUCAGAUCUGGUUUCGCUGCUGCUUCCCUGUGGCUCACUGCCACAGGCUGAGCCACCAGCUGUGCUAUAUAAGGCCCGGGAAGCUGGACUGCUGGAGACGCAAAGACUGGGACCCCCAGCUGAGGAGUCCUGCUGAGACACGGUCACUGAAUCUGAGAAACUUCUUGGGAGACCACAUUCCAGGGACAAGCUGACACUGUGAAGCACCCUCGUCCAUCUCUUGCCAUGCUCCCCACAGGGCCUGGGGGAAAGAUGUUGGGGACCAAGGCCUGCAUAGUCUUACUCCUGGUCCUCGAGGUCACCUCUGUGUUGGGGAGGCAGGCACUGCUCACCCAGUCCGUGAGAAGAGUCCAGCCUGGGAAGGGGACCCGUAGCAUCUUUGUUAAGCCUGCUGACCCCCUGGAGAGUCCUGGUGAGUGGACAACAUGGUUCAACAUCGACCAUCCAGGUGGGCAGGGUGACUAUGAGCGGCUGGACGCCAUUCGCUUCUACUAUGGAGACCGUGUGUGUGCCCGGCCCCUGCGGCUAGAGGCUCGGACCACCAACUGGAUACCAGCAGGCAGCACUGGUCAGGUGGUCCAUGGAAGCCCCCGAGAGGGCUUCUGGUGCCUUAACAGGGAGCAGUGGUCUGGCCGGAACUGCUCCAACUACACUGUACGCUUCCUCUGCCCUCCAGGUGAGCCCUCCCACAAGCCCAGGAAGAGGCCUGGACCUGCCUCUGGUCACAGGAACUCUGGACAUCACACAAAUACUCACACUCAACUUUCUGGGUCCCUGCGCAGAGACACAGAGCGCACCUGGAGCCCAUGGUCUCCCUGGAGCAAGUGCUCAGCUGCCUGCGGUCACACCGGGGUCCAGACUCGCACACGCACCUGCCUGGCAGAGACGAUGUCACUGUGCAAUGAGGCCACUGAGGAGGGCCGGCUGUGCGUGAGCCAGGAGUGUACAGCCUGUGACCUGACCUGUCCCAUGGGCCAGGUGAAUGCUGAUUGUGAUGCCUGCAUGUGCCAGGACUUCGUGCUGCAAGGGGCUGUCUCCCUCCCCGGGGGUGCCCCAGCCUCAGGGGCUACUGUCUACCUGCUGACCAAGACACCUAAGCAACUGACCCAGACGGGCAGUAGUGGAAGAUUCCGAGUCCCUGGCUUAUGUCCCGAUGGCAAAAGCAUCCUGAAGAUCACAAAGGCCAAGUUUGCCCCCAUCAUGCUCACAAUGCCAAAGACUAGCCUGAAGGUGGUCACCAUCAAUGCAGAGUUCAUGAGGGCAGAGACUCCAUAUAUCAUAAUGAAUCCUGAGACCAAAGCACGGAGAGCUGGACAGAGUGUGUCCCUAUGCUGUAAGGCCACGGGGAAGCCCAGUCCAGACAAAUAUUUCUGGUAUCACAAUGACACGCUGCUUGACCCCUCUCUCUACAAGCACGAGAGCAAGUUGGUGCUGAGGAACCUGCAGCGGGACCAAGGUGGGGAGUACUUCUGCAAGGCCCAGAGUGAUGCUGGGGCUGUGAAGUCCCAGGUCGCCCAGCUGACUGUCAUAGCCCCUGAUGAGACGGCUUGCAACCCAACCCCUGAGAGCUACCUUAUCCGGCUGCCCCAUGACUGUUUCCAGAAUGCCACCAACUCCUUCUAUUAUGACGUGGGCCACUGCCCUAUCAAGAUCUGUGCAGGGCGGCAGGAUAAUGGGAUCAGAUGUAAGGAUGCUGUGAACUGCUGUGGCAUCUCCAAGACAGAGGAGAGGGAGAUCCAGUGCAGUGGGUACACACUGCCCACAAAAGUGGCCAUGCAGUGUAGCUGCCAGCGGUGUACAGAGACUCGGAGUAUCGUGCGGGGCCGUGUCAGUGCUGCUGACAAUGGGGAGCCCAUGCGCUUUGGCCACGUGUAUAUGGGGGGCAACCGUGUGAGCAUGACUGGCUACAAAGGAACUUUCACCCUCCAUGUCCCCCAGGACACUGAGAGGCUGGUGCUUACAUUUGUGGACAGGCUGCAGAAGUUCAUCAAUACCACUAAAGUGCUGCCCUUCAACAAGAAGGGGAGCACAGUGUUCCAUGAGAUCAAGAUGCUUCGGCGGAAAGAGCCCAUCACCUUGGAGGCCCUGGAGACCAAUAUUAUCCCCCUGGGGGAGAUGAUUGGUGAAGAUCCUGUGGCUGAGCUGGAGAUUCCAUCUAAGAGUUUCUACAGGCAGAAUGGGGAGCCCUACAUAGGAAAAGUGAAGGCUAGCGUGACCUUCCUGGAUCCCCGUAAUAUUUCCACAGCCACUGCCGCCCAGAGUGACCUGAACUUCAUCAACGAUGAAGGAGACACCUUCCCCCUUCGGACAUAUGGCAUGUUCUCUGUGGACUUCACAGAUGAGGCCACCUCAGAGUCACUCAACGUUGGCAAGGUGAAGGUCCACCUCGACUCAGCUCAGGUCAAGAUGCCAGAGCACGUGCCCAUGAUGAAGCUCUGGUCACUCAACCCAGACACAGGGCUGUGGGAGGAGGAAAGUGACUUCAAAUUUGAAAGCCAAAGGCGGAACAAAAGGGAAGAGAGAACCUUCCUGGUGGGCAACAUGGAGAUCCGUGAGAGGAGACUCUUUAACCUGGAUGUUCCUGAAAACAGGAGGUGCUUUAUCAAGGUGAGGGCCUACCGGAGUGAGAGGUUCUUGCCCAGUGAGCAGAUCCAGGGGGUUGUGGUCUCCGUGAUCAACCUGGAGCCCAGGACUGGCUUCUCCACCAACCCCAGGGCCUGGGGCCGCUUUGACAGUGUCAUUACAGGCCCCAAUGGGGCCUGUCUGCCUGCCUUCUGUGAUGACCAGUCCCCUGAUGCCUACUCCGCCUAUGUCUUGGCAAGUCUGUCUGGGGAGGAACUGGAAGCAGUAGAAUCUUCUCCUAAAUUCAAUCCAAAUGCAAUUGGCGUCCCUCAGCCCUACCUCAACAAGCUCAAGUACCGACGGACAGACCAUGAGGACCCACGAGUUAAAAAGACAGCUUUCCAGAUCAGCAUGGCCAAGCCAAGACCCAACUCAGCGGAAGAGAGCAACGGGCCUAUCUAUGCCUUUGAAAACCUCCGGGCAUGUGAGGAGGCGCCACCCAGUGCAGCCCACUUCCGGUUCUACCAGAUUGAGGGGGAUCGAUAUGACUAUAACACCGUGCCCUUCAAUGAGUAUGACCCCAUGAGCUGGACUGAAGACUACCUUGCAUGGUGGCCCAAACCAAUGGAAUUCAGAGCCUGCUACAUUAAGGUAAAGAUUGUGGGGCCACUGGAGGUGAACGUGCGAUCCCGCAAUAUGGGGGGCACCCACCGGCGGACAGUGGGGAAGCUGUAUGGAAUCCGGGAUGUGAAGAGCACACGGGACAGGGAUCAGCCUAAUGUCUCAUCUGCCUGCUUGGAGUUCAAGUGCAGCGGCAUGCUGUAUGACCAGGACCGGGUGGACCGCACCCUGGUGAAGGUUAUUCCCCAGGGCAGCUGCCAUCGAGUCAGUGUGAAUUCUAUGCUGCAUGAGUACCUGGUCAACCACCUGCCACUGGCUGUCAACAAUGACACCAGCGAGUACACCAUGCUGGCGCCCCUGGACCCACUGGGCCAUAAUUAUGGCAUCUACACCGUCACUGACCAGGACCCUCGCACGGCCAAGGAGAUCGCACUUGGUCGGUGUUUCGAUGGCACAUCUGAUGGCUCCUCCAGAAUCAUGAAAAGCAACGUGGGAGUGGCCCUCACCUUUAACUGCGUAGAGAGGCAGGUGGGCCGCCAGAGCACUUUCCAGUAUCUCCAGAGCACCCCAGCCCGGCUACCUUCCGCAGGCAAUAUCCGAGGAACAUUGGCCUACAGGAGGCAGCAACGAGCAAGAAGGGCUGGCCUGCGUAGGCGAGGAGGGGUGGCCUCUCUGAGGCUUCCUGGGAUUGCUCAACCGCCGCUGAGCAAUUAAGUCUCCUGGUGCUCCGUCCUCUUUUCCCCUCACCUCACGUUGACAGCCAUUGUGAGACUCACGCACAAACUGUCACUCGGUUAAUUUAAGCACAUCUGUUCUGGUGCAGUUUGCUUGUUUGUUUCUUCAUGCUUUUAGUUACCUCGUCCCAUGAUACUGAUUGGCACAGAGCCCCCAAAACGGCAGAAUAAAGCCCCUUUGUCUUGUUCUUUCAAAGAAACACAAGAAAUUGGGCACUAGGAAAACACUGUGGCUUUGACCGUUCUCAUUUAGUGCCAUCAAUGGAAAUGUACUUUUCUUUUUGCAUGCUUUUGCCCACCUUCACAAUAAUAAAAAUCUGAUUUUGAAGUUCAAAUAACCAAUACAAAGCAUAUUUCUUGGUCUUACUCCACAGGAUGUAAGUUGGCACUCCAUCACAGGUCAUUGUAUAAACAGUGGUGAAAUAAAGGGAUAAACUAUAAUGUUUUUACUUGAAAUGUAAAUAACUUAUUUAUUUCUUUGCUCAAUUUGGAACUUUAAUGCACAUCUAAUGUUAAACUAUUGAAUGUAGGGUGAUCAGAGUUCCUCCACCAAGUGUGGACAGAACAUCUCCUUGUAUCCACAACCACAUUAGGUUACUAACGGUAUUAGCAUGUUUCACUUCCACUUGCUUUUUUGUUCUUGCUAGAAGCCUAGUGUAGCCCAGAGCAGAUGUCAAUAAAUGCACAUUUUGUACUUUGAUUCUAGGCCAGUGUCCUGUCUUUUAUCCAUUAAAGCGAACCAGCAGCUCAGAGAGGCAAAGGCAACUCUGGAAAGUAGUCACAAGGUGGUGUGAAGCCAGGUCCCUAAGUUAAAGGGCUGGGUAACUAUGCACACACUUCAACAGCCAAGUUUGUUCUCAUGAUCAUAUUUUCCGCACGCAGGAAAGAGCUGAGAUUCCUGGAGUUGUGAGCAUGUUCUGGGCUCCUGAGUGAGGCUAAAAACAUGCUCUGAUUUUUCUUUUUUUUUUUUCCCCUGUUUUUCCAAUACUGAGGAGCUUAUUGAUUACAAUGGCUUAGGCCAGGGUAUGGCAAGCUGGCCAAGUGGUCCUUCAGCUACCCCACAGCCUGCUGCCUUCUCCAGCUGGGCUGGCUGACCUCACUCAAAAAUGAUGGGCUUUUCACUUUUUUUCCAAGCUUUUCUAGAGAUGCCCAGCUUUCCCAGACACCAGGUCUCAGUUGUAACAGCCCCUGUCCCCUUGAGUAAAACAACCAGUCCAAAUGAACAGGGUUUUGGUUUUGUCUUUGGAAAAGGUAUUUGGUUUAAAAUAGCAAUCAGAGGCUAGUGAAUGGUGCCAGAUUGAUCUUGGAGGCACCAACAAUUGGGGUGGUGGGGUGUCGGUUUGGGUAAGAAGCAAUGACUGCGCCUCUCCCAACCUUUGCAGAAUCUGUCAGGAAAGAGGCAAAGAGGAUUGGAGAAGGAGUUUACAGUCAGGACAGAAAGCUUUCCCUAAUCCUCUGACUGGCCCAGUACAACUCCUUUUUGGCUGCCUCUGGCCUGGGCUGGUUGUGUGCUCUUGGCUCAGCAUCUGCCUGGUUCCUGAGGGUUCAGUUUGAAAUCAAUUAGAAAUUUCUCUGGCUGAGCAGCCCCAUCCCCAUCACCUCUGAGAAAGCAAGCGAAUGCAGGGCUGAGGCCUAGCGGCCUUGUGAUUGCCUGGGCCCACUUCCAACUUUCACUUCUGUCCCACUGCUCCCAGGAAGCAGCUUCACCAACUGCUUGGUGGGCUUGACUGCCUCUACUGAGGGGCCACUGUACCGUCAUCUCCACCACAGACGCCCCAGCUGCUUCAGGAGCCAGGGCUUAUGCUGUUUCAACCUGAACACUCUGUGUAGUUCUCUUCAAACUCAGAGAGGCAGCUCUGGGAAAGGUGGACUGACUAGGCCCCCAGCCCAUACCCUUCCCUAUCGAUGAGGGCCUGAACAAAGGACUCUAGCAGGCAGCAGCUCUUUUCUUCACUCAUCAAACAUUUACUGAAUGCCUAUGCCAUGCGAGGCUAUGUGCACAAACAGGCAUGUAUGAGAUGGCGUAAAGUGGUACCAGACCUGGAAGAGGUGGUCAGAGGAGGCUUCUUGGAGGAGGUAACAUCUCAUUUGAGGUCUGAAUGAUAGCUAGGAGCUAGCCUGCUGCAGAAACAGCUGUGCAAAGCCUGGUGAGGGGAAGGCUGAGAAGUGAUGGUAGACAUCUCUUUCAAGAAAAGGAAACUCUGUUCAGUCAAGCUCAUGACAGCUCCUAAUUCUUAAAGCCAUCGACUGCUAACCAAAAGGCCAGCAGUUCAAAAGUUCGAGCCAUUCUGCGAGAGAAAGGUGCGACAGUCUGCUUCUAAAAAGAUUUACAGCCUUGGUAACCCUAUGGGACAGUUCUACUCUGUCCUAUAGGGUCUCUACGAAUUGGAAUCGACUCAACAGCAAUGGUUGUUUUGUUUCGGUUUUGGUGUAUACCAAUGACUAAUCCAAGUAAAAAUUAAAUAUAUGUGUGUGUGUGCGUGUGUGAGAGAGAGAAAGAGAGAAAAUAAGAGAAUCAGAGGAAACCAGGGGGAAGUGAUGGCCUGGAAUCUAAUUGCUUUGCAGUUCCUGGUUCCAGUGCUUCCUGAUGUCUGGUGGCAUCCCUGUUACUUGUAGCCCAAAGACUCCACUCCAGUGUGCAGUCCAACCUCUGCUUCUUGGCUCUAGCUGUUCCCUUUGCCUGAAACUCCACCCAUCCCUGUACUGCCUCCAACUUGUCUAAGUCUUCUCAGUCCUUCAAGACUAUUCUUGUCCUGACAUGGUGACGUUUCCCUCUCUCACCCCAGCUGCUAGAACUAUCUGAGCCUGCAGAGAGCAUUCUGCCUGGAAAACUCAUUUGGCUGGAAGCAGAAGCAGUCUGAUUUGGCCCCUCUGCCCUUUCUCCCUACCAUCUGGUGUACGCCUUCAUACAGUUCAUACUUGGUAACUGGGUGGUUGAUGAUCAACCAGUAUACAGCAGGCUGAGACCAGAGCUUUUCUGAGAUCGAUGCUUUAUCCAUCCAGUAGGAAGAAGCUCCACUGGGGAAGGGAACACCCAGUGAAUCAUCAAUGGUUUGGCAAACCAAAGUCAUCCUGGACACUGUGCUCUUAGCCUAACUGAAAAUCAUAGAAAGCACUUCUAGAAAGUACCUAGAUUCUUAUCUAGGCCAACUCUUUUAUUUAGAGAUAAGGAAACUGAGGCCCAGGGAAAACUGACUUGACCAGUCACACAGCUUGCAGGUGACAGAGCUGCCUUUGGAGGCAAAAACAAAAAACCCACUGCUGACAAGUUGAUUUCGACUCAUAGAGAUCCCAUAAGGUUUCUAAGGUUUUCUCUAUGCAAGCAGAUUGCCACAUCUUUCUCCCUCAAAGCCACUGGAGGUUUUGAACUGCCAACCUUUCAGUUAGCAGUCAAUGGCUUUAAGAAUUAGGAGGAAAAAAAAAAUGAGGAAAAAAAAAAUUAGAAGGUGUCGUGAGCUUGACUGAACAGAAUUUCCUUUUCUUGAAAGAGAUGUCUACCAUCACUUCCCAGCCUUCACCCCCAGGCUUUGCAUAGCUGUUUCUGCUUAACCAUUGCCCCAUCAGAGCUCCUCACUGGCACAUGUUGUUGUUAGGUACUGUCGAGUAAGUUGACUCAUAGCGGCCCUAUGUACAACAGAACAAAACACUGCCCAAUCCUGCGCCAUCCUCACAAUUGCUGUUUGAGUCCACUGUUGCAGCCACUAUGUCUGACCAUCUCUUUUUCACUGACCCUCUACCAAACAUGAAGUCUUUCUCCAGGGACUGGUCCCUCACAGUUACUUGUUCAAAGUAAGCAAGACUUGGUAACCACCAUAUAAAGAACCCUGUUGGUGCAGUAGUUAGGCACUCGGCUGCUAACUGAAAGAUCAGCAGUUUGAACCCACUAGCUGCUCUGCAGGAGAAAGAUGUGGUAACCCUUGGAAACCCUAAGGGGCAGUUCUAAUCUAUCGUAUAUCAUCACUAUGAGCUGGAAUCAACUUCAUGGCAACUUCUUUUUUUUUUGUAACCACCAUGUAAGUGCUGCUAUUACUGUGCACCACACUGUUGGAAGAGACAGAAAAUUUGUGUAUGUUAAUAAGGUGAUGCUUCAUUUUUGUGACACCUAGGGAAACAAAUUGUUCAAGAGAAGUAGUUUUUCAGGAAAUUCAAUCUUAUUCCAUUUAAGCUCCAAAACUUCAUAACUUUUAUUUUGGCCUGUUUUGGGUCAAAUCUUUAUGAAAGUAUAUAUUUCCAUACAUAUUUCUUGUCUCAAUAAUUUUUACAGAUACAGUUCAGAGACAUUAUGUUCAUCACGUUGUACAAGCAUUAACACUACUGAUUUCCAAUUCUUUGCAUUACUUUUAAAAAAUAUUUUAUUUUGUUUUAGAUGUAAGUGCCAUAUAUUUUAAACAGAGACAACAAUAUAAUUUGAGUCUCUGGGUGGUGCAAACAGUUAAUGCGUUUGGCUGCUAAUAAAGGGGUUGGAAGUUCGAGUAUACCCAGAAGUCCCUCGGAAGAAAGGCCUGGCAACCUUUGUCCAAAAAAUCAGCCAUUGCAAGCUCUACGGAGCACAGAUCUACUCUGACACACAUGGGGUUGCCAUUAGUUGGAAUCAACUCCAUGGCAACUGGUUACUGGUAACAACAUAAUUCAAUCUUUUCUUGGUAUAUCAGGAACACCGUUAUGAUCAUCAAUUAUUAUGGUGAUGUUAUGAAAUGGCAACCAGGGUCCAACACCAAGUGGCUCCAGACCACAAUUCUUCUUGUUGAGUUCUUGCAUCAACUUUUCUGUUUCCUCCUUUUUUGUCAGGCUCUGAGAGAAUCCUUUUGGCUGUGGUUAAUUCUGGCUUCUAGCCCCUUUCCCCUUUCUAAUUUACUCACUUGAGGGUUGGGGAUCAGGAUGACCAAAUCAGUA